AUAUAUGCUAGUGUGAACAAGAAAUGCAAUAACACAAAUUAAGGUUGCAAGAUUCCAAAAAACCUGAAACAAAAACUACAGGAUCUUCUUAACUAGGAGUUUUGUUUAAAAUGGUAUCUACGUAUGCUCUCUUUGUUGUCAUACGCUCCACUUCUGCCAAAAACUAGAUCCGAAGAUACAAUUCAAAGUCUAGGCCCUUUAACCUCUCUUUCUCUUUCUGAUCAACCAGAGACAUGGAAGCAGGGAUUCUUUGGCAAACUAGAAGUCCUACUCCAUCCCUGCCGCGACAGCCGCGUGGUUGUAAGAUCAAAUAUCACUCUCCUGCUAUUCUUGCAGUUCUUACAAGAGCACCGGAUAAUAACAUGACUGGAGUAACAGAGAAAAGGAAAGCUUCAAAUCGGACAGACAAGUUAACAGGACUUACGAAAAAGACUAUCUAUAAUGAUAGCUGGUUUGCCGAGCUAGCGAUAAACUAUCUAUCACAGCAAUUUCAAGAUGCAACAGGGUUAAGAAACAGCAAGAGAGGUUAUGAGAGCUUGGCGCAGACAGCUACAGAUACAUGGCAGAAAUUCAGUCCAAUUCAACAACACGGGCUUGUGCUUCAAUCUCUUAAUCGAGCCAUCCCCAGACUGAUCUUGAACAUGAUAAAGAUAAUGCUACCAGAGUCCACGUUUAAAAGAGAAUACUUUGCGGCCUUCACAACCUUGUUCUUUGCUUGGCUAGUAGGACCCAGCGAGGUGCGGGAAUCCGAGUUCAACGGAAAAAAGGAAAAGAAUGUAGUCCACAUAAAAAAGUGCAGGUUUUUAGAGGAGACAAACUGUGUUGGGAUGUGUACCAAUCUGUGUAAGAUUCCGAGUCAAACAUUUAUCAAGCACUCCCUUGGAAUGCCAGUUGACAUGGUUCCUAAUUUUGAUGAUAUGAGCUGUGAGAUGAUAUUUGGUCAGGAGCCUCCGGCAAUAACUGAAGAUCCAGCAUUCAAACAGCCAUGCUAUAAACUAUGUAAUAAUUCAAGUCAUCCUCACAUAAGCACAUGCUCGUGCAUCCUUAAUUCCACCAUAUGUUUUGGCUUAAUGAACAAAACAAACACAUCCAAUCUGGCAGCAGAUUGGCCAUAUGUGGAUCAGAAGAACUUUUGAGUGUUCUAAAAGGCAGUCUACUAAUUGAGAACAAUAAUAUCAAAGUUCAGAAAAUAAAAAAGGAAAGUCGUUUCACACUCACACAAUCCUUGUGUAUUUUGCAGGUAAAGCAAACCGAAAGCACAUUAUGAAAUGCUCAAGUUAACAUGAAGACGCAAGGAAGGAGGAGUUCGUUUUACAAUAUGAACCUUUUGUCCUGACAACUAAUUGAGAGAUAUUUCUUUCAUACUGUAUACAAUUCAGAAGUUCAUGACCACUUGUACUAAGUCACAAUAUUGUAAUGAUUUUUUACUUAUUCAAUAUACCACUGAAGAAAUGAGAGACAA
This is a messenger RNA of Populus trichocarpa (black cottonwood), 1462 nucleotides long. Its product is annotated as beta-carotene isomerase D27, chloroplastic. Bases 234 to 1136 code for a protein of 300 amino acids. The record is from RefSeq and is a predicted model, not a curated record. NCBI's taxonomy places the organism in Eukaryota, Viridiplantae, Streptophyta, Magnoliopsida, Malpighiales, Salicaceae. Gene Ontology annotation, molecular function: iron ion binding. The transcript has 6 exons.